This is a messenger RNA of Naegleria lovaniensis, 756 nucleotides long. RefSeq lists its product as uncharacterized. The transcript has a single exon. Bases 1 to 756 code for a protein of 251 amino acids. The record is from RefSeq and is a predicted model, not a curated record. NCBI's taxonomy places the organism in Eukaryota, Heterolobosea, Eutetramitea, Acrasida, Naegleriidae.
AUGACAUGGGCUCAACGUACCGAUCCAGUCAGAGACGAAAGAGAAUUGAGAAGAGGUAUUCGAGAUGUCACAGUUGAAACUCGACAAGAAAGAAGACAAGUUGACAUCAAUUCUCGCUCUGCAGAUAGAACUCAAGCUUCAGGCAAUGCAAAUGCUGGAAAAUCUUCUACUACUAAUCGAAAUGACAUCCGAAACGAACGGAAUGAAGAGGAUGAAGAGAGGGAGUCCGCCAAAAGAAAUAAGGCCAAUUCAAGGAAUGAACUCUCUCGAAGCAAUUCCAACACCAAUGUCAAUUCAAACAGACCAACCACAGCUGGUGGAAGGACAAGUAACACUUCAACGAAUGGAAAUCGAGUGAAUCGAGGCGCCAAUACUCUCACCUAUGAUGAAACCUUCUCCAAUAUUUCCUUAUUAAGAGAAAAGAGAAGAAAAAUGAGAGCGAAACGAAGAUUUGAACGAGAGAAUCGAAGAAUGAAAGAAGCACAAAAUGGCAUGGCUUCUAAAAAACCCUCUCCAAAGCAACUUAGAAAAGAACGAUUGAGAUUGGCUCGUGAAAAGAAACGUCUGGCUAGAGAGGAAGAACGUGGCGUGCGAGCGGGACUUGAACCAGUGAGCAAUUCCGAGUUGGAACGACUUGCAAAACAAGCUCGAAAGAAAAAGUUGGCCAAGAGGAGAAGAAAUAAGAGAACACAUGUUUCAGUGUCUCAUAAGAAGAAAAAGAAUGGAUCAAUUGUCAUUGUCAUUAAAAGUAAAUAA